Diatraea saccharalis (sugarcane borer) is the source of this 1678-nucleotide messenger RNA. The record is from the annotation of a GenBank genome assembly. NCBI's taxonomy places the organism in Eukaryota, Metazoa, Arthropoda, Insecta, Lepidoptera, Crambidae.
CAAAAUAGAAUUUGUGGUCUGAUACAAUUCUCUUUUUUACGCUUAUUAUUUCUUAACAACUCUUUUCGCUCACAGGGUAGACCGCAACCCCGAAACGAUAACCAAGAACCCAGCAUUCGGUGUUCUCUGCCAGAACUUCAAAAAGCACGCUCGUUCCCUUGAAGUAGGCGAAACCAUCGAGGCCACGAAGGUCCUAUCCUACCUGCAGGUCCCCGCAGACUCGCUAAUAGUACAAACCAUGCUGCAGCUCAUAAGACACAACAUCAACUCCUUGAACAUUCGGCAAAUUAUGUUUCUAGACUUUAUUCUUAGCCGUUACGACAGCAAGAACCACUUGAUCGACGCCCUGAAACUGGCGUUACCUCUUGCGUUUCAGAUCCGUCUACCGUUAGAAUUAGAUAACGAAGAUCUGCCGUUGCUUAGGGAUAUGCUAGCUUACAGCUGUAACACAGAUUUGCCUGAAAGAUGUAUCAACAAUAUAGUUACAGGACUCUUGUUGCACGAUCAGACUAUUGAUGCUCAAAAUGCGAAGUCGAUUAUAUGGUCAUUGUGCCAAGUUAAUUGUACAGAUGAAGUUUUUCCUACUAGGGUACAGUUACUGCAUAUUUGUUUUGAGAUUCUUACGCAACGGAUUAACGAGUUGUCUUACGAUGAGCUACUUCGAACUGCUGCCAAAAUCAAGGGUCGGAUCCUUGAAAAGCAUCCAGAGUUUUACAAUGAACAGCUGAUGGAUGCUGUCGCUAACUAUGUUGUGGAGAAUAAGAUCGAGUUCGAGAAGGGGCUGCUGGUUGCUAGGAUACUCUCGCGUAUCGCGCACACCCAUCUCGGCCUAGUGGAGUAUCUUUGUGAGAAAGCAGCCGCCUGCCCCACGACUCUCUCUAACGCUAGACCGAACAUCCUAUUCAGCUUCGUGAACUGUCUAUCAAACAACAAUUACACACCGAGCCCAGAAGCUUGGAGCGAACUAAGGAAACAGAUAUCUUUGAACCCGGUGCUGAAUUCGACGAACUCUACCCUACCUUGGCCUAAGUUUUGCUUAGAACUGGCAUCUCUUAACCAUUAUGAAGACAAAGUGUUGAACAGAGUAUUCUCCAAAGAGUUUUUAGAAGAGCACUUGUCUAGGAACAAUAAUAAUUUAGAUUAUUUACAACUGUUGACGUUACACGAGGCGGUGAAGUGUUUCCAUACAAAAGAGUACUCGCUGCCCCCGGAGACGUUAGCGGUGGCUAAAACCAAGUACCCGACGCACAGCUCGACGGAUCAACUCCUACAGUAUCUGGCGACGGCUCUGGGCGGUAAAGAAUACAUUGCCAAGAACGUCCUGUUGCCAAACGGGAUUAUCGCUGACAUCGUGAUAUGCCUUAAAGGAGGCUACCCUAUCUCGCUGACAGUACCCGAGGAUCUGGAGAGGGUACCAUAUGAACAACUUAAUAUUCCACAGAGUUGUGUCACGGUGUGCGUGAUGAACUUCAACCAGGGGUGCUUCUCUAUGAACAGCAACCGUUUACGAGGCACGUUCCGGCUGUUGCUCGACGUGUUGGAGAAGCAGGGUCUGGUGGCGGUGCCGCUGAACUCGGCCGAGUGGGCGGCCGCGCCCGCGCACGAGCGGUCGCCGCUCCUGCUGCGGGAGGUCGCGCACAAGGCGGCCGAGAUCGGCGUCAAGCUCGCCGCCACGUGA